GUAAGCAGGCAGCCACGGCUCUCGGGAUGUCUCUGAGAAUCCAGCUGGGUCUCUCCUGUCUCAUCGCCGUGGCAACGGCCGCCGCUCCUCAGUACUUUUUUGUGAAGCAGUCUCUGACGUGGCUCGAGGCGCUCUCGUACUGCCGCUCUCAGUACACGGACCUGGUGAGCACUCUCUCCGACCUGGAGCUUUACACCGUGUCGGCAGUGACCAUGUUCAACGAGGCGUGGAUUGGCUACCACCUCUGCAACCCGGGCUCCUGGCGCUGGAGUAACGGGGCCACGGGGGCCUACACCAGGUGGAACUUGGGGGAACCCAGCCAGGUCUCCAACGCCUGCGUCCGGGUGAUUGGCGGCAAAUGGAGCGACGCCGACUGCGGCUCCCGCUACUACUUUAUGUGCUACAAGCUAUUAGACGCCACUGUCCCAGAGCUUCCCAGCACCUGUCAGUGGCCCCUGAAGCCGACCACGCCUGGAUCCUUGAGCACCGGAGGCCCCGAUAUCACUGCUUUCUCCCCAAGGUGGUCCACCAAUAGUAACCAGGAUCAGAAGGGCCCGGGGAGCCCUCAGAUCACGCCUGUACGCGGGACGAGUCCACGUGUGGCCCCUGGGACCUCGUCUGAGUCCAGUGAUUCCUCCGACACGCCCGCCGUUUCUUCUCAGUCACCAGGCACCGCCGGCUCCCCCAUGUCUACGGCCCAGGAGCCCACAAGCCACGACGUGACCAAUGCCACAGAAAUGGUGUCUCUGCAUUUGGUGCUGACCCCCAUGACGUGGGCAGAGUCCCGCUCGUACUGUCGACAGCAUCACACAGACCUGGCCGUAGUCUCCAUCCCCGAGGAACAAAGCACCAUUUCUGUCCUGCUGUCGGGGAUGACGUCUGGCGGAAAAUACUGGAUUGGCCUUCGACAAAACCGGUUCUGGGGCCAUUGGUACUGGAGCGGAGGACACGUCUGGGGGAACUCCACUGCCUGGGGGGCCGGAGAGCCGCAGGAUCCGCUCUCCCAAGCUUGUGGCCUCCUGUCAGCAGGCGACCUUCGAUGGAACUCCGCUUGCUGUGGGGAGAGGCUGCCGUUUGUCUGUUAUGAGGAUUUAUAACGAGGAAGUGAGCCCUACCCUCGCCCCGAAUCGGGUGAUCUUCACAGCGAGCGUUUCUUUCAGAGGAGUUCUGAUAUGUGUCCUGUGUGUAUCCCACACUGAAAUACACGCGUGUGAAGUUCCUUUAUCCGUGGUGUGGACUGUGUGCCGGGAGAUUUCCUGUGAGUCCCCUCAGCGAGGUCCUCCACGCACUCUCCGGCACGCACUCUCGCACCUCUUAACCCACUUACUCACCAGGUAGUCCACUUAGGACCCACGUCCCGGCGGAGACAUUGUUUUCUUUAUGGCUCGGGGUAGUACCGCUCUGUGGCCCCGGCACGUCGGUAACUUGAUGCAGCCGUGUUUUGGGAACCGUUUCAUGUUGACUCCUAUUAAAUUGCGAUGGACGUU
Messenger RNA from Spea bombifrons (plains spadefoot toad), 1487 nucleotides. RefSeq names its product macrophage mannose receptor 1-like. The record is from RefSeq and is a predicted model, not a curated record. Bases 27 to 1097 code for a protein of 356 amino acids. Lineage: Eukaryota; Metazoa; Chordata; Amphibia; Anura; Pelobatidae. The transcript has 6 exons.